Molecule: messenger RNA, 471 nt
Organism: Adineta steineri
Lineage: Eukaryota; Metazoa; Rotifera; Eurotatoria; Adinetida; Adinetidae
Source: the annotation of a GenBank genome assembly
AUGCCACUCGCUCCUACAACAACCAAAUCAACACAACAUCGUUCACCAUCGUCAAUAUUAAUUGAAGAUAAUGAUGAUGCUCAACCACAUGUUACUUUUCUUAAACAACAAAAAUAUACUGGUAAAAAAACUAGCAUGAACACUUCGAAUACUGGAAUAUCGUCUGCAUCAACAAGCGAUCGAAUACCACCUAAUCUAUUAGAAAUGAAAAAACAACGUUUAAUAGCAGCGGCUGAUAGAAAAAAACGUAUUAUUACACGAAUCAUAAGUAUUAUUGGACUUUUAAUAAUUCUAUUAUGUGCUGGUAUCGUUGCACUUACACUUAAAAUGGCACCUAAAAUUGAUGAACUUGUUCGUACUAAAUCCGGUGCACAUCAUCCAUCAGUUCAUCUUCAAUCUCGAAUACUUAUGUCACUAAACACAGUAACAAAUGAAUAUCAUAAUUUUACUUCAAAUACAUCAUCGACAUAG